AUGAGCCUCGUUAAGCGUGCGCUGCUGGUUGCAGUUUAUAUGGGCAGUGUACAUCCCUUUAGGAACGAAAUAAUUUGUGUGUGUGUGUGCAUGUACUUGUGUGUGUGUUGCUGGUUGUUUAAAUGGUGGAUGUGGUGGUUGCGAAGUAGCGGGGGAAGGAUAUUUGCCGUCAUGCGGUUUUGUUUUUGUCUCUUUUUUUUUUGUUGUUGUUUUUGGUCUUUUUGCCGUCCUGUCUCUUGCCUCCCUCCACCAAUCACUUCAUUGACCGCACCCGGUGAACAUUUUUUUGUUUGUUUGUGUUUUUGUUUUUUUUUUUUUUUGUUGUUUUUUUUUAUUUUGUUGUUUUUUGACUUUUCCCUUCGGAAAAAAAAAAAAACUGAGGCAUGCAGGAGGGGGUUAUUUUGCGUGCCUGCUUGCCUGUCUUCUCUUUUUUAUGUUUCCGUGGAGCGUGGAAUGGCCGCUUUUUUAUUUAUUUUUAUUGGCUUCCUCUCUUCUCUCAACGGCAGUGCCGCGAUCCGCGUGGCCACCGUGUCCCCACCGCCAGUUUUUUGUUGUGACUUUUCUUUAGGCGUCAUGGGCCUCACCGCCCCCCGCCUGUUGUUUUUUUUUUCCCCCUUUUUUUCCCCCCUCCCUCGUCUCUUUUUUGGAGAGGAGUGGAUUUCACUGCCGUGCGUCUGCCGGCUUUUAUUUUGUUAUUUUGUUUUUUGA
This is a messenger RNA of Trypanosoma cruzi, 708 nucleotides long. RefSeq lists its product as uncharacterized. The record is from RefSeq and is a predicted model, not a curated record. Bases 1 to 708 code for a protein of 235 amino acids. The transcript has a single exon. NCBI's taxonomy places the organism in Eukaryota, Euglenozoa, Kinetoplastea, Trypanosomatida, Trypanosomatidae.